Metarhizium album ARSEF 1941 is the source of this 1077-nucleotide messenger RNA. Its product is annotated as putative protein family, ATP binding protein. The record is from RefSeq and is a predicted model, not a curated record. NCBI's taxonomy places the organism in Eukaryota, Fungi, Ascomycota, Sordariomycetes, Hypocreales, Clavicipitaceae. The coding region runs from base 1 to 1077 and encodes 358 amino acids. Gene Ontology annotation, cellular component: cytoplasm. Gene Ontology annotation, molecular function: GTPase activity. The transcript is spliced from 3 exons.
AUGCCCUUUGCGCAGCUUGUUCUCGGUAGCCCCGGCUCUGGCAAGAGCACUUAUUGCGAUGGCAUGCACCAGUUCAUGGGCGCCAUCGGCCGGGCAUGCUCUGUAGUGAAUCUCGACCCUGCCAACAACCACACCAACUACCCAUGUGCACUCGACAUUCGAAGUCUGAUAAAGCUGGAAGAUGUCAUGAAAGAAGACCGACUAGGUCCAAACGGCGGCAUAUUAUAUGCUCUUGAGGAGUUGGAGCACAACUUUGAGUGGUUAGAAGAAGGCUUGAAAGAGCUCGGCGACGACUAUAUCUUGUUUGAUUGCCCUGGCCAAGUCGAGCUCUACACGCACCACACUUCUCUGCGAAACAUUUUUUACAAGCUUCAGAAGUCCAAGUAUAGGCUCGUCUGCGUACAUUUGUCCGACUCCAUCUGCGUAACGCAACCGUCUUUAUACGUCUCCAACGUGCUCCUGUCCCUUCGGGCCAUGAUCCAGAUGGACAUGCCGCAUGUCAAUGUUCUGUCCAAGAUCGACAAGGUGUCGGAAUACGACGAGUUGCCGUUCAAUCUUGAAUUUUAUACUGAUGUCGACGACCUAAACUAUCUCACGCCAUAUCUUGAAUCCGAGUCUCCGGCCCUGCGCAGUGAAAAGUUUGCUGGACUAAACGAAGCCAUUGCCAAUAUGAUAGAGAGCUAUGGGCUCGUGCGGUAUGAGGUACUUGCUGUUGAGAAUAAGAAAAGCAUGAUGCAUCUGCUUCGUAUUAUUGACAGAGCAGGGGGGUAUGUCUUUGGCGGCGCGGAGGGUGCGAAUGACACCAUCUGGGCCGUAACCAUGCGGAGCGAGUCCUCCAUGCUGGACGUUCAGAAUAUACAAGAACGCUGGAUCGACCAGAAAGAGGAGUAUGAGAAGAUGGAACGGGAGGCGCAGGAAGAACAAGAACAGCUUGCAGGGGAGCAGGCCAUGGAGUUGGAUAAUGCAGCGCCGCCGCCAACUCUAGCCGCCGCAAGCCCGCCGACGCAGACGGAUCCUGACUUUGGGGAUAUGUCGGUGCCGUCAGAUAGUGGGAUCAAAGUGGUUAGAAAAAAAUGA